AUGGGAAAGAAGUCACCCGUUUACAGGGUCGACGUUGAUGCUUCGAUCGUCGCCGGUUCGGUUGCUAGGGGGGUUGGUGCAUUCGAUCCUCGGCCGCAACCGAGUCAUUCGCAGACGGCACCCGUAACGGUCAGGAGGCUGUCCGACAAAUCGAAGGAUAGUGGCUGGGAAGAGGCUGUUCCUUCCGCAUCCUCCUCGGAUCACAGUUUACGAUCGUCGGGAAGCUCAAAGGACACAACACUCACCACCCCGAUGAUGUCGAGGGGUAACACCUCUCCAUCCUACGGAAAUGCCGAUUUUGCCUCGAACAAUACCACGCCCAGGGCCGGCAAAUCGGGUCCAGUAGGUGUGCAACUGACGGACGAACCCGAGGAAACCGACAUGUCGUUCUCGGCAGCAGCUGCAUUGGCCGCCAAGUACGAGAACGAGAGCACGGAAAAGACAAACACAAACAGGGUCAUGACGCGUGCGCAGUAUGAGUUCCAGCAACAACAGGACGACCAGCGAAGGUUAUCCGGUAAGGCGGAUGAUGAAGACAGCGACGUGUCUGAUUAUGAAGAGGAGACGGACAUGGAGAAGAACAAGGAGAUUGCACGGCAACGGGCGCGGCAAGAGGCUCAUCUAUCGGUGUACCGGCAACAAAUGAUGAAGAUCUCGGGAUCGGAUCCGUCGGAUAUACCUUUCAUGAAUAGGGGAUCCAUGAGCACUUCGGCGUUGCCGCUGCACGGCGGAAUGGACCCCGGCUCGAGCGGGAAGAACUCUGAUGAGGAAGAGGACGAUGAGGUGCCAUUGGCCAUCCUUCUGGCCCACGGCUUCCCCUCCAAGAACCGGCCGCCUACGAGAUUGUCGAACGCCAGUUCCCAGCCCAAUCUAAGGGGCACAGCUCAGAGUCAACAGCAACUGCCAGUAUUCGCUAGACAUCUUCCACAAGACCCUUACAAUGUCGGCGCCAGCUUGGUCAAUCCGAUGAACCGGGUACCACUGUCCUUUCACGCUGGCAACGACAACAUGUCGAACGCUGGUGGAUCCAUGUAUGGUGGUAUGCCUCCAUCGCAGGCUCCGGGUCGCGGUCCAGGGGGUUUGGUGGGCGAAAUUGUGCGAGCAGAGGAACAGAAGGCAUUCAGAAGGGGCCUGGGCGGAGGCCACCAGUACUCGCAACAACAAACGCAGCAGCAUGAACCGGCCGAUCCUUUCAAGGUGAAUCCGUUUGACCGGCCAGCUUCUAGGGGCGGAGGUGGAUUGUUAGGAAACAUGCAACAACAUCAAGGUGGAAUGGGUCCCGGCAUGAUGGGAGGAAUGGGAGGUAUGGGAGGUAUGGGUAGCCCGGGCAUGAUGGGAGGAAUGAUGGCCGGCGGCAAUAUGGGUAGGGGCAUGCAGCAGGACCCCGCGCAAGCUCAGAUGGCAGCCAUGCAACAGCAAUACAUGCAAAUGCAGAUGCAGAUGCAGAUGCAGUUCAUGCAAAUGCAGAUGCAGGGUGGCCAGCAGCAGCCACUUGCUCCUCCUCCGAUGAUGGGACAGCAACAGCGGCCGGUAUCCAUGAUGAGCAUGCACACUCCGAUGGGCGGCAUGGGUGGUCUUGGCGUUCCCCAGAUGGGUAACCAGCGUGCCAUGAGCAUCAUGGACCCUCAUUUCCCUCAGAUGCAGCAGGGCACACGUUCGGCAUACGCACCCUCAAUUGCCCAAAGCCAACUCGGUAUGCCUCCGGCUCCCGGCGGUGGAUUUUACGGUGUCCAACCAGGAUAUACACCAUCCAUUGCGCCAUCCGAACGUAGCACCCUCGGACAGCCAUCCCGCUAUCGACCCGUUACUUAUCACCAGGGACCAGCCACUGUGGUCUCCGCACCCAUUUCCUCCGGCAGUGGAACCCAGGAUUGGAACCGAAAGACACCUGGUCCUUCAAACCUCAAGAAAUCAACUACUGAAUCCGACGAGGAUGAAGAUGGCGGAUGGGAAGAGCUGAACAAGAAGCGACAGGAGAAGGCUGACGGCUGGAAGAAGCGGAGAGAGACCGGUGGCCUGAAGGGCAUACUGAAUUUUGGGUCAUCAUCCAACAACUCCUCCUAA
Tricharina praecox is the source of this 2064-nucleotide messenger RNA. RefSeq lists its product as uncharacterized. Bases 1 to 2064 code for a protein of 687 amino acids. Lineage: Eukaryota; Fungi; Ascomycota; Pezizomycetes; Pezizales; Pyronemataceae. The transcript has a single exon. The record is from RefSeq and is a predicted model, not a curated record.